GCCAACUUUACUUGCAAAAAAUCCAUAUCGCACACAUAUGGGCGAGGUUUGUUUGUAAACAGUAAUGUAGUGUAAAAAAUCUCUAAAAUGGCUUUAAAAUCGAUAGCAGAGGAGUAUUUUAAGAGUUUGAACCCGAUAGCUACAAGAUUAUGCGAAGAUAUGGACGAAGUAAAAAAUACCUACGAAGAGCUGUGGUCAACAUUGAGCGAAGAUCAGCAAAGCCAAAUAUUAUCGGAGAGUAUUAUAAAACCUGAAGUAUUAGUUAAAUACGAUGCCAGUAAAAGUGAGGAUGACAAUAAGGAGUAUGCUGUUAAGUUGAUCAUCGAUGAUCAUUGUUCGUACCGGGAUGAGCAUUCAGGACCCUUUAGUUUUAGGAGUCAAAGCCAAAGAAAUUUAAGUAUUUUUGAUAAAGAAAAGAAGACUACCAAUAAUACCUCGAAUAUUAUAAAGCCAAAACCUAAGAAAAAUUCCAUUGUUUAUGUUGAAGACAAUGUAAUGCAAGUAGAAGUGGAUGAAGAUAAUGAUUUACCAAGAACUGGGCUUGAUUUUCUUGAUAAUUGGUAAAAAUAUUAAAUAUUUUAUUAACAUUGUAGGUAAUCUAAGUCAUAUAAUUUGUUUUCUGUUUUUAAUUUGAAAUAAAAAUACAUAUUUACCCUA
Brassicogethes aeneus is the source of this 657-nucleotide messenger RNA. NCBI's taxonomy places the organism in Eukaryota, Metazoa, Arthropoda, Insecta, Coleoptera, Nitidulidae. The record is from the annotation of a GenBank genome assembly.